GUGAUGCAUAACCCAUUGUUCAAUAAGGGUGAAAUUGUUAAUGCGUUGGAUGUAUAAAAGGCUGCAGCUUUUAACGAUAUUGACAGUCAUUGAUUAAAGGUUAAGGAAAAUGAACGCCAAGAUGAUACACAAGGUACUACUAACGCUGUGCUCCUUCACGUUUGUCAGCGCAGGAGUAAUUGGAACUGAUGGAACAACUUACUCAUCAUUAUCAACACCAAUCGUGAAAACUAUUCCAAGCCACGUCGUAGAGAAAACUGUGACCUCACCAAUAGCUUACACCAGAAUUAUUCAAGCACCACCAGCAUAUCACUCCAUAAUAUCUACUAAAGAAAGUAACUACGAAAGCCCAGAUGGCACACAACAUUCAACAUUUACAAAAUCUUCGGAUACAGGAUACGCAAGUAUCAAGGAUUAUGAAUCCAGCAAGAAUGAUGGUACAGCUCAAUUAACACCAAGCAUCUACUCUUCUGUAAGCCAUUCUCCCAUAGUGUAUCACCAAGAACCAACAUAUCAUGAACUUUCUUCUCCUUUAAUAUCUAAAUCUGUAUCAGUUCCUAUUUCUUAUACUACUCACGAAGUUCCUUUAACUAAAACAGUUGUAUCACCACCUUUAUCCUCGUACUCAACACUUGAUAAAACUAAGUUUGCUUCUUUAGGAUUAUCAUCUUAUUCGUCGAAUUCACCUGUAGUGGACUCUCAGCCAAUUAAAACUACUAUAACAUACUCAGAAGCUCCACUAGUUUCUCACAUGUCGUUCACAGGCUUAGGAGCAAGUUAUGCUUGGUGAAUUACUACAAUUUUUCCCUCACAUGGAAUGCGCGACUGACUGCUUGAUUAAGUUUAAUUUAUGUUUAAAAUGUUAUGUUUAUGUAAGGUAAAAUUAUGUCUCAUAAAAUAAAUAUGUCUGCAUCGUA
Spodoptera frugiperda (fall armyworm) is the source of this 917-nucleotide messenger RNA. RefSeq names its product larval/pupal cuticle protein H1C-like. The transcript has 2 exons. NCBI's taxonomy places the organism in Eukaryota, Metazoa, Arthropoda, Insecta, Lepidoptera, Noctuidae. The record is from RefSeq and is a predicted model, not a curated record. The coding region runs from base 110 to 790 and encodes 226 amino acids.